Molecule: messenger RNA, 534 nt
Organism: Selaginella moellendorffii
Lineage: Eukaryota; Viridiplantae; Streptophyta; Lycopodiopsida; Selaginellales; Selaginellaceae
Product: zinc finger protein 593
Exons: 4
Coding region: 37-414 (125 amino acids)
Cellular component (GO): nucleus
Molecular function (GO): nucleic acid binding; zinc ion binding
Source: RefSeq, a predicted model, not a curated record
CGAGUUUAGGGUUUAUAGAAUUAGGGUUUAUCAGGAAUGGGGCGGUGCCCGAAUCACAAGAAGCCGGCGAAGAAGAAAUACUCCCACAAGAGCGCGCGGCGGGCCAAAUUCCUGGUCAAGGGCGAUGAUAUGAUCUAUUCGGAGGUGAAGAAUUUGGAGUCGUCUAUGGACGAAGGGGCGCCCGCGCGAGCUCGAGACGAGGAUCUCCCUGGAAUGGGGCAGUUCUACUGCUUGCAUUGCGACCGGUAUUUCUCGUCGUCUUCCAUCAUGGAAGAGCAUUUUAAGACCAAACGGCAUAAGAAAAGAGUGAAGGCCAUGCAAGGCCCAGCUCCACAUUGUCAACUAGACGCGGAACUCGCGGCUGGGCAGGGCAAACCGGAUAACGGGCCAAAGCUCGGAGUUGUAUCCUCGUAAGAAACUUCUGAAUUCUCACUAACUCUUUUGCAAACCAUACGCUUGCAUUGAAAUUUUUCUCGCAAUGAGGAAUCAAAGGCCGGUCUGAAAGCCACCCUGCAGCAGCAGCUGCUAGAAGGA